Molecule: messenger RNA, 129 nt
Organism: Priceomyces carsonii
Lineage: Eukaryota; Fungi; Ascomycota; Pichiomycetes; Serinales; Debaryomycetaceae
Exons: 1
Coding region: 1-129 (42 amino acids)
Source: RefSeq, a predicted model, not a curated record
AUGGCCAAGUUGGUAAGGCACCUCACUAGUAAUGAGGAGAUCGUCAGUUCGAAUCUGGCUGAAGGCAUUUUUUUUUUCCUUUUUUGCAUUGACUGCUAUCAUUCUAACUUGCCUACGAUACUUGCUUAG